UACGCCUCGAGACCGGACCCCUAUGUAAAAGCCUCAGCUCACCAGCUAAUGCAAUCUUACACGCGCAUCUUCUGUUGUUUCUCUCCCUAUAUUCACCGUUUCCUACGAAACUCUUUACGACUCUCUCUCUCUCUCUCUCAAAAGAACCUCUUCUACAGUGUGUGUGCAAUGCUCAAGGAAAGACGGGUUUUGCCGGUUUCGAGCAACAACAGAGGCAGGGUAUCGCCUUACCCGCUUCGCUCUUGUCGGAGCAAGAAACAAAAAGAAGCCGAGUCAUCAUCAUCACCUCUGGAGUCAGAGAGUGUGAGUGAAUGGGAGGACGUCAGGUGUGUGAUCUGCAUGGAGCCGCCACACAAUGCCGUCCUCUUGCAGUGCUCUUCCUUCUCCAAAGGAUGCCGUGCUUACAUGUGCGACACAAGCGCCCGCCACUCCAACUGCUUCAAGCAGUACCGCAGAAACAACGACAAGAGCACAAGCCGCUGCUGCAGUCUCAAGGCCCUUAACUGUCCCUACUGCAGAGGAGAGGUUUACGGGACGGUGAAGUCUACGUGCGCGCGGAGAUUCAUGAACGCGAGACCCAGGUGCUGUUCUAUGGACAAGUGUGGUUUCUCUGGGACCUAUUCUCAGCUGAAGAGUCACUUGAAAGCUGAGCAUCCGGGUUUUACACCUCCGAAAGUGGACCCUUUGGAGAAACGCAAGUGGGAUGAGUUGGAAAGAGCGGAGUUUAUCGAGAUGAUCAACGCUCGUCAUAGAUGGGAAUCGGAACAGAGAUCUCUCUAUCAGCUUCCACACCACCAUCCCUUGAUCGAUCUCAACUUUGAUGCUUUCAUGCACAAUCUUUUUGCUGGUGUAAGGGGCCAAGCAAGUGGUGACAAUACUCGCAUGCCCCGAUUAGAGUUCCAUGGUACCAGAGGGACUCCGUGAUGAUUAUUCCAAGUGCCAAGUGUAUGAUGAAAUUCAAUCCAAGUUUUGAUUUUUAUCCAUACUGUACUCUCAAAGUGUUGUAGGUUUUUAUAGUGACAUCAGCUCUUGUUAUAGGCAUACCUUACAUUGUUUGUAUUUAUGUUUCAGUUAGUCAAGUGUUUCAUAGAUGUGA
Raphanus sativus (radish) is the source of this 1096-nucleotide messenger RNA. RefSeq lists its product as uncharacterized. Bases 49 to 924 code for a protein of 291 amino acids. The record is from RefSeq and is a predicted model, not a curated record. Lineage: Eukaryota; Viridiplantae; Streptophyta; Magnoliopsida; Brassicales; Brassicaceae. The transcript is spliced from 2 exons.